This is a messenger RNA of Lathyrus sativus (Indian pea), 315 nucleotides long. The record is from the annotation of a GenBank genome assembly. NCBI's taxonomy places the organism in Eukaryota, Viridiplantae, Streptophyta, Magnoliopsida, Fabales, Fabaceae.
AUGGAUAUUAUAAACCUCGGCUUUGCAGAUGACUUGCUUCUAUUUGCCAAAGGUGACCUUAAAUAUGUGGAAAUGUGGGUGGUUGUGUAUGAAGAAUUUUCCAAUUCCACAAGGCUGAAGAUAAAUCCGUCCAAGUGUAAAGCAUUCUUUGGGAAUAUGGGAGAUGAGGAUGGGCAAAGAAUACAAGACAUCACCAAGUUUUAUGAGGGUCAGAUGCCUUUUAGGUAUCUUGGUAUACCUUUUACCAGCAAUAAGUUAAACAUAAACCAUUGCCUUCCUCUGGGUGAUAGAAUCCUUACUAGAAUCAACCAUUAG